CAAACCAUGUGCGCCGCUGUUAUGCACAGACACCCGCACAUACAGUGACUUAUAGGUCGAUUUGUGGCGCAGCUCCGCCUCCCAUCGCCCUGUCCUCUGCAACACUCCUGCUAGCCGAAGUUCUCUUUGCACUUCUGGGUCUUUUGGGUCGGUUGAAGGGCUUUUUGCAAGCAGGAAAAGACAACAAAACCCCCACAACAAUGGCUGCAAUUCUCCUCCGUUCAGUUUUGAACAAGAAGGUGUCCUUCCAACUGGGUCGUAAAUGUUACUCGUCGUCCUCAGUGCCCACAACCAAGCUGUUCAUUGAUGGCAAGUUUGUUGAGUCCAACACCUCGGAAUGGCUCGACAUUCACAACCCUGCCACUAAUGAGGUGGUGGGACGAGUUCCCAAAGCUACCGAGGAGGAGAUGCUGGCAGCGGUAAACUCCUGCUCCAGAGCCUAUCCGUCCUGGUCCGAGACCUCCGUCCUCAGCAGGCAGCAGGUCUUCCUGCGCUACCAGCAGCUCAUCAAGGAUAACAUUAAAGAACUGUCCAAACUGAUCACCUUGGAGCAGGGCAAAACUCUUGCCGAUGCAGAGGGAGAUGUAUUUAGAGGACUUCAGGUGGUCGAGCAUGCCUGCAGCAUUACAUCCCUCAUGCUGGGGGAGACGUUACCCUCCAUCACCCGGGACAUGGACACAUACACCUACCGCCUGCCCAUCGGAGUGUGUGCCGGCAUCGCCCCCUUUAACUUCCCCGCCAUGAUUCCCCUGUGGAUGUUCCCCAUGGGCAUGGUAUGUGGCAACACCUACCUGAUGAAGCCCUCUGAGCGGGUCCCGGGGUGCACCAUGCUCCUGGCCAAGUUGAUCCAGGACGCCGGAGCACCAGAUGGCACACUCAACAUUAUCCACGGGCAGCAUUCAGCGGUGAACUUCAUCUGUGACCACCCGGCCAUCAAAGCCAUCAGCUUUGUGGGCUCCAACCCGGCCGGAGAGCACAUCUACGAGCGGGGAUCCAAGAACGGCAAGAGGGUGCAGUCCAACAUGGGUGCCAAAAACCAUGGUGUGGUGAUGCCUGAUGCCAACAAAGAGAACACCAUCAACCAGCUAGUGGGUGCUGCUUUCGGAGCAGCUGGCCAGCGCUGCAUGGCUCUGUCCACCGCUAUUUUUGUCGGGGAGUCUCGUGAAUGGCUCCCGGAGCUGGUGGAGCGCUCCAAAUCACUGCGUGUCAAUGCAGGGGAUCAGCCUGGGGCGGAUGUGGGUCCCCUGAUCUCCCCUCAAGCCAAGGCCAGGGUGGAGUAUUUGAUCCAGAGUGGGGUGGAGGAGGGAGCCAAUAUUCUGCUGGACGGGAGAAAGGUCAACGUCAAAGGAUAUGAAAAUGGAAACUUUGUAGGACCGACCAUUCUGAGCGGUGUAACGCCGGCCAUGAAGUGUUACAAAGAGGAGAUCUUUGGACCGGUGCUUGUCGUCCUGGAGGCCGAAAACCUUGACGAAGCGAUUUCUUUAAUCAACAGUAACCCCUACGGCAACGGCACCGCCAUCUUCACCACCAAUGGAGCCACAGCGCGCAAAUACACACAUGAGGUGGACGUCGGCCAGAUCGGCGUGAACGUGCCCAUCCCUGUCCCCCUCCCCAUGUUCUCCUUCACCGGCUCCAGAGGCUCCUUCAGAGGAGACACCAACUUCUAUGGCAAGCAGGGCAUCCAGUUCUACACUCAGAUCAAGACCGUGACGUCACAGUGGAAGGCUGAGGAUGCCACUGUGACCAGCCCAGCUGUUACCAUGCCAACCAUGGGACGCUAAAUUGACAGCACAUCCAGCAUAACCUUGAGAGACUUCUCAUAUGCCUUAAGAUGAAGCCCAUGGAAGGAAAUAGGGGGGGGGAGGGAGGUCACAUGUCCUUUUCUGUUUUGUUUUUUUAGAUAUAUUCACUAAACUUUGGUUCCUUCUGAACAAUGUUGAUGCACAAAAACACACAAAUGCAAAUUACACCUCUCUGGGAGAUUGGAGCUGGAUUGAUGCAAUGAUUGAUGCAAUGAUUGAUGCAAUGAUUGAUGCUGUGAGUCUCUUCAUGGGUUUGUUGUGUUUGUCCUGUUCUGACGGGGUGGACCAUGGAUGUAACCAAGCUCAGUUAUUUUCAUGUUUAGUUGUCUGGUGUCACAUUUCUUUAAACCUAACAUAGAAAUCAAAAGGGUCAGGGAUUCUACUUUGGAGCAAUGACCCCCCAAAUGUCUUCCACCAUUAUCCCUUGUUUUUUUUUAGCUUGUACCGUUCGUCAAAGCGUUGUGUAGAUACUUGUUAAGAAGACAUAAACGGAGCAAGAGCAAACCUUUUCUCUGUUGCCCUGUCAAAACUGACAUAAUGGUUGUAGUUCUCUACCCUCUAAAUGUAUUUAUCCUACUGUCCGGUGUUGGGACUACCAUGUGGUUUCUUGUAUGUCAGAGAGAGGUUCACGGGUUUUUGUACUGUAUUGUCGGGAGCGAUACUUUCAUUCUGGCCAUGAAUUGUCUGAAAGUUAAAUUGCUGUCUUUUAUAUGAGUUGACAUCUGACAUUCUCUACAAACCAUUAUAAUGAAACAGUAUGUGCUGGACAUAUUUUUCAUUCAAAUGAUAUGAGCUACAUCAAAUUUUGUCACCUUGACUACCUUUGGUUGAAGAUUAUGACAUGACAUCAAGGUAGUUCAAUGUUUGAAUAAAGCCACUUGACUAUA
Molecule: messenger RNA, 2689 nt
Organism: Anoplopoma fimbria (sablefish)
Lineage: Eukaryota; Metazoa; Chordata; Actinopteri; Perciformes; Anoplopomatidae
Product: methylmalonate-semialdehyde dehydrogenase [acylating], mitochondrial-like
Exons: 12
Coding region: 201-1781 (526 amino acids)
Biological process (GO): thymine catabolic process; L-valine catabolic process
Cellular component (GO): mitochondrion
Molecular function (GO): methylmalonate-semialdehyde dehydrogenase (acylating, NAD+) activity; malonate-semialdehyde dehydrogenase (acetylating, [NAD(P)+]) activity
Source: RefSeq, a predicted model, not a curated record